GCAUGGCAGGAGCCUCUGUGUGGGGCCUCCAUGGUCUGGGUCCCACUGGGACAGGCCAGCCAGACCUGUGGGUGGGGCAGCCUGCCCCUCCAUACUUCCUGUGACCCCCUGGGCAUAAAGAGCACCCACUCAUACCUGGGUUCCAUCACUCUGGGGUGCCUGAUCCGCCUUUAGUCCUCUUGGGGAGGGAAGAGGAUGUGAAGGUUACCAUCCCUCCCAGGCCAUAGUGCCAAACUCUGUUUUCUCCUGCUCAGGCUGCAAACCAUCAAAAUAUUCAUAGUAUCUAGUGGAUGUCAAAUUUGAAAAUUAGAUGAAGUCCCCAGGUGGCAGCCUAUGGAGUGGGUAGCCAGAGACAAGUCUCUUACCUUCUCUGAACCUGUUUCCUUGUCUGAACACAGGGGCAGCUGGGAAUAGCUCUUGAGUGCUUGUUAGGGUGAACUUUGGAUCUGUUGCAUGAGCAACACUACCCAUCCUCAUGGCCAAAGACAGGUGAGUUCCCUCCAAGCAGAAAGCAACAUCCCCCUCUGUCCAGGGCGCUUCACAUUCAGGGCAUGCAGAGGACAGAGAAAACACACUUGUAUUGUUUGUGAUCAUGUCCAGAUACUUGCAACAACAACAACAACAACAAAAAAAGGACCAGCAGUGACCACAAUUGACCCCAGACUGAGCCAGCCCAUUACCGGGGAAAGGGAGAGGUCCUUGAAUCCUGUGAUCAAGCCCCUCGGGUGUCCCUACUGAUUCCAUUUGGCUUUCUUCCUUAACUGCAAGCCAGAAAGAAGGGCAGAUCUCUUUUCCUCCAAGGCAGAGUGUUAGAAGCAUUAUCUUAGUAGGCCAACGUCCUGGAAAAGAGACAGACUGGCAAUGAUGGAGCAACUAAAGCGAAAGACAGCAGCCUAGAAGCUCCUGGCUGGCUCCUCUGACCUGUUUGAUGUUGACUCAAAAGACAUGGAAUUCAUUGGCAAAUCUGCUUCCUCCUCCUCCUCUUACCUUUGGAGGAAAGAUCGGUUCCUGGUUGGCUGGGGCAGUGUCAUUGAUACAGCUGGUGUCAUCGUUACCUUCCACUAACAGAUCACUCGACACCUGCUGGGCCAGGCAGGGCCAGGCCUGGGCAUUGCCCGCAGAGCUGGAGGCUUUGACUCUUCCAUCAUCUGAGAGCCCAGGGGAGGCCACGACCCAGCCUCUUGGGGACCCAACAGAAGGACUAGACUGUUCCAGGCGCCGGAUUGCCAUUGCAGGUCUUGGCUGCCUCUUUCCUUCCAGCUGCCUGAUCCCUGUUGUUGUCUCAAGCAGAGGAGAUGAGUUCGUCGUCAGCUGGGAGCUGUGGCAGAGUGACAAUGCUGCAUGGAGAAGGGGCUCUGGGAGUGGCUGUGGCAUGAGGAGCCCGGGGUGAGGAGUGGCCUGGGGUGUCCUGCUGGCGUGCGCAUCCCAGGCGCCGCCAUGCUUCAGCAGAUCCUGCAUGACAUGUACAUCGACCCCGAGCUCCUCGCUGAGCUCAGCGAUGUGCAGAAGCACAUCCUCUUCUACAAAAUGCGCGAGGAGCAGCUGAGACGCUGGAGGGAGCGUGAGGCUUGGGAGGCCCUGGCCCAGGUCGAGGGCCUCAGGCCCCCCAAGGUCAAGCGAGCGAGUGACAAGCACAUCCAGUGGCUGCUGGGGGCAGAUGGCGAGGUCUGGGUCUGGAUCAUGGGAGAAGGUCCCGGCGACAAGCCGUAUGAAGAGAUCUCUGAGGAGCUGAUUGCAGAGAGAGCGAGGCUGCAGGCGCAGCGGGAAGCCGAGGAACUCUGGAAACAGAAGGAGGCAGAGAUCACCAAAAAGUUCCGGGAUGCUCUGGCCAAUGAGAAAGCCCGGAUCCUGGCAGAGAAGUGGAAGGUGGAGAUGGAGGACCGCAAGGCUGCCAAAGUCCUGGAGGAGCGCAUCCAUGAGGAAUUCAAGAGGAAAGAGGAAGAGGAGAGGAAGCGAGGAGAAGAGCAGAUUCGCCUCCAGGAAGAGCAGAGGGCGAAGGAACUCUACUGGACCCUGAAGCAGGCCCAGCUGCAAAGCCACCCCAGCGAGAAGGAGGAACAUGAGUGGGAAGAACAGUUGCGUCGAUCCAAGGCGGCUGACGAGGAGAGGAGCCGCCGAGCCCAGCGCGCCCGGGACGAGUACCAGCGUCACUCGCUCCGCGCCAUCCAGAAGGGCACCGUUGCUGGACUCAGCUCCAGGUUCCGAGAGCUCGGCCAGAGCCACGAGCAGGAGGCGAGACUCCACCGCCACCUCCCGGGCCGGGGGCCGCUUUCACCCCUGGCCGUGCCUGGCAGGACCUGGGAACGGCCCCUGCGCCCCGUCUCCAGAGAAGUCAUAGUCCGCUGGUUUAAGGAGGAGCAGCUGCCUCGCCGAGCGGGCUUCGAGAGGAACACCAAAGCCAUCGCCCCCUGGUUCCACGGAAUUAUCAGCCGAGAAGAUGCCGAAGAUCUCCUUGAGAAUAUGACCGAGGGUGCAUUUCUGGUCCGGGUCAGUGAGAAAAUCUGGGGUUAUACCCUCUCCUACCGCCUGCAGAAGGGGUUCAAGCAUUUUCUUGUGGAUGCCUCUGGGGACUUUUACAGCUUCCUGGGAGUGGACCCCAAUCGCCAUGCGACACUCACAGAUCUCAUUGAUUUCCACAAGGAGGAAAUUAUCACUGUUUCAGGGGGAGAGUUGCUGCAGGAACCCUGUGGACAGAGGGACAGCCCACCAGACUACCAUCUGUUGUUUGAAUGAUUUGUCCCCCCUUCUCAAUUGGACUUCAUUGGGCAUCCUAUUUUUGAACUCAAGAACUUCCCAGCUCAAAUCCUUAUGGCCUUCUGGAAGAUCCACUAACAUCCAGAGGAACAAGUGGAUUAGUAUAUUUCAACAAAUGUGAAAUAUAUGGUGUAUGUGUUGGUGGUUCCUGACUCAGUGCCCAGGACAGAAAUUGCUAAUGGCUGAUGCAGCUCUUUCCUGAAAAAUUUAGACAUGACCUCAGAAAAUAAAGCCGUUUUGUCAGGGCUGACCUAAACUGAGCUCCUAGAGUACACGGUCAUGUUUUAAUUAACCAAAUAAUUCCAGUGCCGAACUCUGAAUUUAACCUAUGGUAGACGUUCAAUAAAUGUUUGUUGAAUGAA
Messenger RNA from Bubalus bubalis (water buffalo), 3116 nucleotides. It is a transcript of the gene SH2D4B, whose product is annotated as SH2 domain containing 4B. Gene Ontology annotation, cellular component: cytoplasm. The coding region runs from base 1342 to 2733 and encodes 463 amino acids. The transcript is spliced from 8 exons. The record is from RefSeq and is a predicted model, not a curated record. Lineage: Eukaryota; Metazoa; Chordata; Mammalia; Artiodactyla; Bovidae.